Molecule: messenger RNA, 1670 nt
Organism: Hyalella azteca
Lineage: Eukaryota; Metazoa; Arthropoda; Malacostraca; Amphipoda; Hyalellidae
Gene: Tpst
Product: protein-tyrosine sulfotransferase
Biological process (GO): peptidyl-tyrosine sulfation
Cellular component (GO): Golgi apparatus
Molecular function (GO): protein-tyrosine sulfotransferase activity
Source: RefSeq, a predicted model, not a curated record
AGUGGCAUGUAUGAUGGUGAGAAUGGUGAGGCGUUACCUUCCCCAUGCAUUGGGGGUGAUGGUGGUGCUGCUCACCAUCAUGCUUCUCUCCCCAUCACCCUCAUGCAUCACAUCACCUGAAGCUGCAAUGCUGCAUGAUGAUUCCCAUUCUCCAAAUCUUGUGCAGUAUGCUCACCAUAUGGUCAGGUGCGGUGAAGAGACUCGUGUAGUGCCGCGCAUCCUUCAGAUGAGGCAGCAGUGGAAGAGAAGCGCCAAGGAGAGCAUGCGGCUCAAGGAGGCUGGCGUCACUGACAAGGUUCUAGACGAGGCGAUCUCGUCGUUCAUCCUGCAGGUGGUGGUAGGUCACGGCGUGCCCUCAACACGUCUCUGCAACAAGGAUCCCUUCACUCUCAAGAGCGCUGGCUAUCUCUCCCAACUCUUUCCUAAUGCAAAGUUCAUAUUCAUGAUCAGAGACGGCAGAGCUACGGUACAUUCCAUCAUAUCUCGUAAGGUAACGAUCACAGGCUUCGAUCUGUCCUCCUACAAACAGUGUCUGCAGCGAUGGAACAGCGCCGUGCAGACCAUGAACCAGCAGUGUGAGGAACUCGGCCCUGAGCGAUGCCUGGCAGUGCACUACGAGCAGCUAGUGCUGCACCCGCGCUCUACGAUGGAGGCGGUGCUGGAGUUCUUCGACCUGCCCUGGGACGAGAACGUCAUGCACCACGAGGAGCACAUCAACAAGCCUGGAGGGGUCAGCCUCAGCAAAGUGGAGCGCUCGAGUGACCAGGUAGUGAAGCCCGUGAACCUGGACGGUCUGACCAAGUGGGUUGGCCAGAUCCCCGAGGACGUCAUCAGCGAGAUGGCCUCCAUAGCCCCCAUGCUGGCCACUCUGGGGUACGACCCCUACGCCAACCCCCCUAACUACGGCAAGGCAGACUCAUUAGUGAGCAACAACACGCGUAAAAUACAGCGCGACUCUUCCUACUGGCAGAGCAAAGCGGAACAGGUCCUCUCUGCCGGCAAGUCUGGCCGGUAGUGCAUUAUUUCACGUAAUUCUAUCUAGCUUGUUCUAGUGGAAACUGUUGAUGCCCCAAUACAGUGUUGCGGGCUAAUUUGAGUGCAGGCAACUUCUGUGCUUUGACGAGUGUUGCGAGUUUUGGCUUGCGCUAAAAAAUUGUUAAGGGUUAUGUCAACAGUUUGGACGAGCGACUGGAAAUUUAAAUAAACAGUUUUGAAAAGGCUCUAUAAGCUGGAUUUCUUAUAAUGAAUAUUGCGAAAUAUUUCUAGCCAGCAUUGAGACCAGCAUUGUAAAAACUUUUAAUACAAAAAUUUUAUUUCGCAUAGCUUUUAAUGAGAAAUUAUAUGGAAUAGUGUUAUCAAAGUGAAUCUUAAAAACUUCUACCGUCGUCUGCUUUUUUCAGUCAGGUUUUCAAUCUGACUGUAAGUGUAUCUAUUUAAGUGUAAAAAACAUUGCUGUUUUUUUUAUCUUAUGCCAAGACGAAAAAAUGCUAAGCAUUUUUGCUCAUGGAAGCGUGCGGUGCUUCCCUUAAACUUGCGAGUUGGUUGCAUUAUUAUGGCUCUGUGACCGCAUCAACUUUAUGAUCUGAAAACGCGAACCCAGCGCUGAUACGUUAACUUUUUGCCAUCUUCAUUAUGGAAAAUAUUAUUAGACCUUGCGACCUUGUGAUGAG